Leucoraja erinaceus (little skate) is the source of this 922-nucleotide messenger RNA. RefSeq names its product ADP-ribosylation factor-like protein 6-interacting protein 4. The record is from RefSeq and is a predicted model, not a curated record. Lineage: Eukaryota; Metazoa; Chordata; Chondrichthyes; Rajiformes; Rajidae. Bases 111 to 347 code for a protein of 78 amino acids. The transcript has 4 exons.
CUCUGGUCACCUGGAGGGGGCGAGGCUGCAACUGGGAGGAACCUUUCAAAGAGAUUAAAAAGAGACUUCCAGCGACCAGUCCCCAGUUUCGCUCUCUCUCCUGCGGCAACAUGGACUGCACAGAGAAGAAAUUGAAGUGCGAAAAGGCAAAAAAGGAUAAGAAGGAUCACAAGAAGGACAAGAAAUCAUGUGAUAAAAAGAGCGAUGACUCGAGCUCCAGCAGCUCAAGCAGCUCCAGCAGCUCGGGCAGCAGCUCCGAUGAAGGGAAAGGGAAGCAUCACACGCAUAAAGAUAAAGAAAAACAUAAGCAUAAGCAUAAGAAAACGGAUAAGCACUGCAAAAAAUAAUGGCAACAGCGCUGUUGGUAGUGGUGACUGACCCUGCUCAUUUUCAUGCAUCUUGGAUUCCAAGUGAUCCUCAAUUUUAGAUUGACUAUAUUACUACAUACUUGUUAAUUAUUUUCUUGCCACUUCAUUUCAUUAAACCUUCUGGGUAAUUAAUGAUGUGCAUGUAAUUAACAUUAAACAGCAUCUUUAUGUACAAGAUCUUAAAGUCGUUUUAUUAACUGUUAAUUACCUAGAAGCAUAGUAGAAAUUAAAAAUACUAAACUUUUGAUUAAAGUUAACACAAAAAAGAUUUUCUAGAGCCUGUUAAAAUUUAAAAACUUUCCAAGGCUUGAACUAUUGCCUUGCCCCAAUGGCUCUCAAUGCUAAUAAUGCAAUGGAAGAAAGAUUAAGCUAAGUGGCAGUACUAAAUGAUUUAGUUUUGAUUAUUAAGCAAGAGUGGAACUUAAGGAGAAAGUGGGAAGAUAGUUGUAGUGAUUAGAAUGCAAUGUUGUUAACCACUUCAGUCACUGCUUCAAUAUAAAAGAUGUUUUUAUCUUGUUUUUAUCUCUGCUAUGAUAAAUUUUACAAAUUAAAAA